Molecule: messenger RNA, 1746 nt
Organism: Trichoderma gamsii
Lineage: Eukaryota; Fungi; Ascomycota; Sordariomycetes; Hypocreales; Hypocreaceae
Exons: 3
Coding region: 1-1746 (581 amino acids)
Source: RefSeq, a predicted model, not a curated record
AUGCCCUCUUUUACGCUGCAUCUCACCAUGUCUCCCGACAAAGGCCAAGGAACAAUUCCCCUCGAUGACAUGCGAGCCCGCCAACCCAACAGCCACGCAGUGCUGCGCAAGAAACAGACUAAAACCGUUGAUAAGGCUGAGACCGAGGCAAAGGUCCAAGAUCACAAGAAAGAGGCGGAUGUGAAUGACGACCAGGCCAUGUUGGACGGAGAGCAGCAUGAAGAGGCGCCCGUCGAAGUGGAUGCCGCCGACUUUGCAAAAGACGAAGUCACCGAGACCUCCGUUUCUCCAGAGCUUGUUCCUGCGAGGAGAUAUAACCUGAACGUGCCAGUUCCAUUUCCCGACGGAGCUCAUUCCGACGACGACGACUUUGAAUUGGCUGAAAUGACGAGUUCGAUGUACGCAGCAGCUGAGGGAUUCUCUGGCAUGGACAGCGAGGAUUUCAUGCCUCGGCGACGCCUUUCCGAUGGCGAUGGAGCGCGAGAUGAGCUGAGAGAACAGGCGCAACUCAGACAGCUCCAGGAUGCCAUCACCAGACUCACCCUCGAAAAGGAGGCUGCUGAGAGAGAAGCGACCAAUGCCAGACAGGAAAUUGAAGACUUGAAGCAUCUGCUCAAUUCUGAUAUGGAGGAAAUCGCUAAGGGCACGGAGUCUCUUGGCGCAGAUAUGAAGAGGCUCAAAGAAGAGAACGGUCUCUUGAGAGAAGAGCUCAACGACGCGCAGUCGCACAUCUUCAGCCUGCAGCCGUAUCGCAAGGACCUCACCCCAGAGGAAGUAGGGCGGCAAUAUGAUGAUCUGGUCGAGUCAGUUCAAGACUGGGUUCAAAAAUUCAUGGGUUUUUGGCUAGAUGACUAUGAGACUGGCGCCGAGGCUCUCGUCUCCCACGCACGGAAGAAUGCUGGAGAAGUUGCAAAGUUUAAGAAGGUUGUGCACAAGUAUCCCGAUCUAAUACACGGCUGCAUGUUUCCAGAGACUGAUGAAGACAUCAUCGUCGCUGUUAUUAUGCGGUUUCUCAACGAUCACAUCUUCCAAAAAGUCCUCUACGGCUCUGCGUCGAACUACACCGAUAUGGUGAGCUUUAUCGAGACACAGAUGCAGACCGCCGUUGAGCCCAAGAGAGACUUGUUUGCUGUUCGCACAUGGACCGCCGAGAGUUAUAAUGCUUUGAUGAGCGCUCCGCAGUUCAGGGCUAUUCGUGUUCGGCGGGCCAGAGAUCUGACUAUAGGCUUGGCAGAAGUGCUUCGCAUUUUUUGCAAAAAGGACAAACACGCCUGGUUUUAUCAGAAUACGGAAGAGCGCUGCAUCAAGCCCGCCAUGGCGCUCUACGAAAAGCUUCAGGUGGCCACACACCACUUCUAUCUCGAUAUCCAGCCCUACAUUUCAUGGAGCGGCAGCCGCAUUGCCCCUUCACAAGAAUUCCACGAGUGCGUCGAGGAUCUUGAUUGCAGAAACAUCCUGCAUAACAGAAAGGCCUUCAACAUGAACAAGAUGGACCCCCGGCCUACAAAGGCCGACAUCUAUACCAAUCUGCUCAACGUGUGUACCGUGGUCCCUGCCCUGUACAUCCGCCAGAUCGGCCAGCGCGAUGCCAUCAAGGCGCCGUCGAUUGUACGCAAGCAGCAGAUGUUGGUGGCCUGGGGUUCUGAUGACAAGAAGGAGAAGUUCAUCGAGGAGGGCGACGAGUCGCUGGUCCAUAUGCUCUGCCUCUCAAAGGCACGGAAGAAAGGAGAGGGCUGGCUAAGCUGA